UAGAGAACACUGCAUUAAUUGUUCGCAUAAAUUUUCAUGUAAUGUGUUAUGAAAUGAUUCAGAUUAAUCCUGAACAGCAGAAAGUUUCAACACAUAUAAACACAUACAAGCAUAGUAUUUUUUAAAUGUACCAUUCAUAAAAAAGGUUAAACCACUUGUCAAACUGUCAAAACAACAAUAGUGUAUGAACUCUCAAAAGCAUAAAAAUGUCCUUUUUACGUGGUUCAGCUAAUUUUGUUUGGUGCACCACUAGUGUUCUUGGUAAAGGAGCAACUGGUGCAGUUUUUCAAGGGGUGAAUAAAAACAAUGGAGAACCUGUCGCGGUUAAGACGUUCAAUCAGCUGAGUCAUAUGCGCCCACAUGAUGUGCAAAUGCGAGAAUUUGAAGUCCUUAAAAAAGUAAAUCAUGAGAAUAUUGUUCAACUAUUAGCAAUUGAAGAGGAGCAAGAUGGUCGUGGCACAGUGAUUGUUAUGGAACUUUGUACAGGGGGCAGUCUUUUUAAUAUUUUAGACGAUCCAGAAAAUACUUAUGGGCUAGCAGAAAGCGAAUUUUUGUUUGUCUUGGAACAUUUAACUGCUGGAAUGAAACAUUUACGUGACAAUAAUUUAGUACAUAGAGAUUUAAAACCUGGUAACAUAAUGAAAUUUAUUGCUGACGAUGGUAGCACAAUUUAUAAACUUACUGAUUUUGGUGCUGCCAGAGAAUUACAAGAAGAUCAACAAUUUGUAUCUUUAUAUGGUACAGAAGAAUACUUACAUCCAGAUAUAUAUGAACGUGCAGUUUUACGUAAACCUGUUGGCAAAACAUUUGGAGCAACUGUAGACCUAUGGUCUAUAGGUGUAACUCUGUAUCACGUAGCUACAGGAAACUUACCAUUUAGACCAUUUGGUGGUCGUAGAAAUAAAGAAACAAUGUUUUAUAUUAUAUCAAAAAAAGCCUCUGGUGUUAUAUCAGGUAUACAAACUUCAGAAAAUGGACCAAUAGAAUGGAAUAGAGAAUUGCCACAAAAUUGUCAGUUGAGUGUUGGUUUAAAAAAAAUUGUAACUCCAUUAUUAGCUGGCUUACUAGAAGUUGAUCCUCAGAAAAUAUGGAGUUUUGAACGGUUUUUCUCUGAAGUUACAGAUACUCUUUGCAGAAAACGUGUAUAUAUAUUUAACAUACAUAAAGGUAGUCUAGUAAAAGUUUUCUUGCAUCCUGAAGAAAAAUUGACAGCACUUCAAGUACACAUACAAGAUCAAACUGAUAUUGUACCACAUGCACAGAUACUUCUUUUUGGAGAUACAUUUUUAACAAACAUUGUAGAAGAAUCUACUCCUGGGAAAAGUUACCCAAAUACAUCUGAAAGCAAGCCACUAAUGCUAUUUUCUAAAGAAAACAAUAAUGUUAAUUUGCCUGUGGAUGCAGAAUUACCUAAAUUUCCAGUAUUUGCAAACUUAGUGUCUGUAGAAAAUGAUGCUAGUCAAGCAAAAGUAGCUUGUUCAGUUGGCUAUGUCUGUAAAAGAAGAAUUGACAAACUAGUAUUAUGUAGUAAAUUAUCACAGGAUGCAAUAGAGGCUUUUAGUGGUCUUGUCUCUGCAGAACUCACAAGAUUAUUAGAAAAAUGUCAACAUUCUAAAGAGUUUACGAAAGCUAUAGAAGAUACAGCUAUAGCAGUAGAAAGAAGUGAAAAUCUUGCUUGGAAAGUUUCUAGAAAGCUUGGAAAUCAAAAUACCUUAGAAGUAAAAAAUUGGAAAAAGGAGUUGGACUCAAAAAGUAAAGAGCUUUUAACUGAAUUAGCUCCUGCAGUAAUGCAGCUUCACCAGAGAUAUGUAAAAGAAGGCAGUUUACGAGGUGAAUGGGAUAACAUUAUUCGUGGAUUAUGGUGUCCAUGGGUUAAUAAAGCAAGUCAAAAGGCAACAACGUUAGUUGAUCGCUUGCGAGAUGGUUGGCAACAUUUAUUAAGGGACCGAGCUACCCGUAGUCUUACAUAUAAUGAUGAGCAGUUUCAUGUUCUAGAACGAAUAAAGGUUACCGAAACAGGUCAAAGAAUAAAAACUCUUCUUGAAACAUUUUGUAUACCCUCUAUGAUAAGUCGAUCUGAAUGUGUUGCUGAUUGGUACAAAAUGGCACAAACGGUCUUCCUACAAACUCAAAUUUUAGAUAAAGAUGUAGAUAUAUAUGAACACAUAUUAGAAACAUUUUCAUAUCGUUUAUCUCAAGAAAGCAAGGAACGUUACGAAAACUUUUUACAUUUAAUAGACAGACUUCCAAGGAAGUUAAAGACGGUGGAGAAAACUAAUUUGCCCGCUCAAGAAAAUACAAAAAUAUGGAAAGAUAUUUGUGUAAUGCACGAACAAAUUGCAAUGAUUGUGGAUAGGAAUGGUUUACUUAUAGACCAACUUGACCGUUUAUCAACACUUGAUAAUCUUGAAGAUACAGAUGAUUCUGAGUAUACAUCACUUUAG
This is a messenger RNA of Habropoda laboriosa, 2444 nucleotides long. RefSeq names its product inhibitor of nuclear factor kappa-B kinase subunit epsilon (gene IKKepsilon). Gene Ontology annotation, cellular component: cytoplasm. Gene Ontology annotation, biological process: peptidyl-serine phosphorylation. The transcript has 4 exons. Lineage: Eukaryota; Metazoa; Arthropoda; Insecta; Hymenoptera; Apidae. The coding region runs from base 207 to 2444 and encodes 745 amino acids. Gene Ontology annotation, molecular function: protein serine/threonine kinase activity; ATP binding. The record is from RefSeq and is a predicted model, not a curated record.